Egretta garzetta (little egret) is the source of this 2217-nucleotide messenger RNA. RefSeq names its product diaphanous related formin 3 (gene DIAPH3). The record is from RefSeq and is a predicted model, not a curated record. The transcript has 20 exons. Gene Ontology annotation, molecular function: small GTPase binding; microtubule binding; actin binding. Gene Ontology annotation, cellular component: cytoplasm; actin filament. The coding region runs from base 1 to 2217 and encodes 738 amino acids. NCBI's taxonomy places the organism in Eukaryota, Metazoa, Chordata, Aves, Pelecaniformes, Ardeidae. Gene Ontology annotation, biological process: actin filament polymerization; actin cytoskeleton organization.
AUGACUGGUUUCCUGUUUGAUUUACAGCACUUAAAUAUCAAGACACUGACAGAUGAUGUGUUGGAUAGAUUUGCCAGUAUAAGAAUUCCAGGAAGUAAAAAGGAAAGACCUCCUCUGCCGCAUAUGAAGCAGUCACAUUCUACAGAUUGGUCAUCCACACCUAUGGAUGCAGAGGAUUUUGCUCCAAAACCCCUGUCAGAAAGAGAAAUCACAGCGCUGUUUGAAAAAAUGAUGGAAGAUAUGAAUUUAAAUGAAGACAAGAAGAUGCCGUUGAGAGAAAAGGAUUUUAAUACCAAAAAAGAAAUGGUGAUGCAAUAUAUUAGCACUGCUUCAAAGUCUGGAAGUCUCAAGAACAGUCGGAAGAUUUCACCCCAAGAGUUUAUUCAGGAGUUAAAAUCUGGGUCAACAGAUGAAAGACUGGUCACCUGCUUAGAAUCUCUCCGUGUGUCCUUGACUAGUAAUCCUGUCAGCUGGGUUGAAAACUUUGGCCGAGAAGGUCUGGGCCUGCUGUUGGAUGUUUUGGAAAGAUUGGUUGAGACAAAAAACCAGGACAAAGUUGUGAAGAGGAGUCAGCAUAAGGUUAUACAGUGUUUGAGAGCCUUCAUGAAUAAUAAGUAUGGAUUGGAAAGAAUUCUGGGAGAAGAGAGAAGCCUUUUGUUGCUGAUCAAAGCAAUUGAUCCCAAGCAAACUAACAUGAUGACAGAUAUAGUUAAACUCCUUUCUGCAAUGUGCAUUGUUGGAGAGGAAAACAUCCUUGAAAAAAUUUUGGAAGCUGUAACAGCAGCAGCAGAGGAAAGGAACGUUGAUAGAUUCUCUCCUAUUGUAGAAGGUCUCCAGGAUAACUCAGUUCAGCUUCAAGUAGCUUGCAUGCAGCUCAUCAAUGCUCUCGUUACAUCUCCUGAUGAUUUGGAUUUUAGGCUUCACAUCAGAAAUGAAUUUAUGCGCAGUGGAUUGAAAGAGAUAUUGCCACAAUUGAAAUGCAUAAAGAAUGAAGCACUAGAUAUUCAGCUGAAAGUGUUCAAUGAGCAUAAGGAAGAAGACAUGAUCGAAUUCUCUCAUCGUUUAGAAGAUAUUAGAUCUGAACUAGAUGAAGUAAAUGAUGUUUACAACAUGGUGUGGAAUACAGUUAAGGACACUAGCGCUGAAGGAUAUUUUCUUUCUAUUCUCCAACACCUUUUGCUAAUAAGAAAUGAUUAUUUUAUACGUCCACAGUAUUUCAAAUUAAUUGAAGAAUGUGUGUCUCAGAUAGUGUUACAUCGAAGUGGAACAGACCCAGAUUUCACAUAUCGCAAAAGAUUAGAUAUAAAUUUCAGCCACUUAGUAGAUAUUUGUGUAGAUAAAGCAAGAUUAGAAGAAUGUGAAGAGAGGGCUUCUGAACUUUCCAGAAAAUUUGAAAAAGAUUUUGUAGUUCAUCAGGAGACCCAGGCCCUACUGCAAAAAAAGGAAGAAAGAAUCAAUGAACUUGAAGCAGAAUUACAAGCUUUUAAAUCGCAGUAUGGCUCCUUGCCACCUGGUUUUCUACCCUCAACAUGUGGAGGUGCAUCUGUCGUUUCACUGGAAGCUGCAGGACCACAUCAAAUGACGCCUCCUCCUCCUCCACCUCUGCCUUCUAAUGGAGCAAUUCCACCACCGCCGCCGCCGCCUCCUCCUCCUCCACCACUUUUGAAUGGCUUGGGAAUUCCUCUCGCUUUUGGUGGUGCUCCUCCACCACCGCCUCUACCAGGCCUGCCUGGAGCACAGUGGUCUCCACCGUCAUGUACUUUGCCAUUUGGAAUGAAGCCUAAAAAAGAAUUCAGACCUGAGGUUACCAUGAAGAGACUCAACUGGUCCAAGAUCAGGCCUCAGGAAAUGACAGAAUCCUGUUUUUGGGUUAAGGCGGAAGAGGACAAGUACGAGAAUGCUGACAUGCUUUGCAAAUUGGAACUUACCUUUUGUUGCCAAAAAAGGGGAUGUGACCUGAAUUCUCCUGAAGAAGUAUCACUAAAAAAAGAGGAAGACGAGUUUGAGGAAAAGAAAUCCAUUAAGAAACGAAUCAAAGAAUUAAAAGUUUUGGAUCCAAAGAUUGCACAGAAUCUGUCAAUUUUCCUUGGCUCUUUCCGAGUGCCUUAUGAGGAAAUCAAAAUGAUGAUAUUGGAAGUAGAUGAAACACAGCUGUCCGAGUCCAUGAUUCAGUCCCUACUGAAACAUCCAAGAAAGAUCAAGUUAGAUUUUCAGUAA